Molecule: messenger RNA, 894 nt
Organism: Yarrowia lipolytica CLIB122
Lineage: Eukaryota; Fungi; Ascomycota; Dipodascomycetes; Dipodascales
Product: mitochondrial 54S ribosomal protein uL5m
Biological process (GO): translation
Cellular component (GO): cytosolic large ribosomal subunit; ribosome
Molecular function (GO): structural constituent of ribosome; RNA binding
Source: RefSeq, a predicted model, not a curated record
AUGUCCGUGGUCUUCACCCGCUCCUUCCACGCCUCUGCGGCCGUGUCUCGAGGCGCCAAGAUCUCGAUCAAGCCGCCGGUUCACCAUCUUUACAGAUACAAAAAGAACAUUCUCAAGCCGGCUUUCACCAAGACUCUUUUGACCCACCCUGGAUCGAUUGAGUCCAACAAGUAUGUGCCCAAGAACACCCGUGUUGACCGGGUUGUCGACCACUACAACAACACGGUCGCGUCAGACAUGCUGCUGAUGGGCUAUGUCCACGAACAGUCCGUGCGAAAGGGAAAUAAGCACCGACCAUGGGACUUCACUUCGCCCUACCAUCUUGGACGACCUGCUCAGCCCCCUCGAGGUCCCAACAAGACCCCCACCAAGGACGUGCACCCUCGAACCUGGAAGAACAUCCCUGCCAUCACCAAGAUCACCAUCAACUGCACAGACCCCGGCACUGUUCUUGACCACGAGAAGGUGAUCAACCAGAAACUCCUGCUGCAGCAGAUCACCGGCUGUGCUGCUAAGGAAGUCCGGUCCCGGUCUAAUAUCAUGACCUGGAAGCUCCGAAAGGGCUACCCCAUGGGCGCCAAAGUGGAGAUUACCGGCGAGAAGAUUUCCGACUUUAUGACCUCGUUGACAGAGCUGGUUCUGCCUCGAGCCAUUGGAUUCAACGGAAUUCGAAAUUCGUCUGGAGAUAGAAACGGAAACAUCGCCUUUGGUCUGAUCCCUGAGGACGUCAAGAACUUCCCCGAGGUCGAGGCCAACCAGGACGCCUACCUGCAGAUGUACGGAAUGCACAUCACCAUCCACACCACCGCCCAGGCUGAUUCCGAGGCCCGAGCGUUGCUGUCGGCUUUCAACUUUCCUUUCAUUGGAAAGGAGAAGCAUCAGGGACGAUCUUAA